This is a messenger RNA of Sander lucioperca (pikeperch), 7148 nucleotides long. RefSeq names its product DENN/MADD domain containing 1B (gene dennd1b). NCBI's taxonomy places the organism in Eukaryota, Metazoa, Chordata, Actinopteri, Perciformes, Percidae. Bases 301 to 2943 code for a protein of 880 amino acids. Gene Ontology annotation, biological process: endocytosis; endocytic recycling. Gene Ontology annotation, cellular component: intracellular membrane-bounded organelle; nuclear speck; cytosol. The record is from RefSeq and is a predicted model, not a curated record. The transcript is spliced from 23 exons. Gene Ontology annotation, molecular function: phosphatidylinositol phosphate binding; guanyl-nucleotide exchange factor activity.
CGCUGACGUCACCAAAUCUUUGACAGCACUUCCUGGAGUGGUGUUUGUUGUGGGAAAUAAACGCCGUGGUGCUGAACUGGGGGGGAUUCAGGCUACAUUAAACGGCAGAAGGACGGCACAAACUACUACACUAUCCCACCUCCAAGCAUGCGGUUGCGGCAGCUUUCGACCGGUAUCAGAUAAGGAAGAAGUGACGGUUUAGACUGAGGAAGGACGAGGUGGACAUAUUCUCGGACAGCCAAGCAUAGUCAUAGCAGAGCCGCCGACAGCACGGAGUUGUCGCGAUGUGGUAGCUAAAUCAUGGACUGCAGAAUAAAGGAGAAUCCAGAAAGAACUUUUGAUCUGGUUGUACAGGUGGCAUGUCCAACAUCUGAAAAUGAGGAUCCAACCGUGCUGUGGAGCUUCCCCCAGGACCACACCGACCAGGAGGUCCUUCAGACGAUACCAAAGUUCUGCUUUCCCUUUGACGUGGCAAGGGUUUCCCAGAAUCAGGUGGGGCAGAAUUUCACCUUUGUGCUGACGGACAUCGACGGCAAACAGAGGUUUGGUUUCUGUCGACUCACUCAAGGCUGCCGGGUCUGCAUAUGUCUGCUCAGCUAUCUACCAUGGUUUGAAAUCUACUACAAGUUGCUGAAUACGCUGGCAGACUACCUAACAAAACAACAGGAAAAUGACUUGAAUGACAUGCUGAAUUCUCUCUAUGAUAUGCCAGUGCCAAAGCCCUUCACGCCAGUCAACCUGAGUGUGAAUGAGCAGUUGUAUAUUGCCACUGGGCAAGUACUGAGAGAUUGGCGGAGCAAGGAGCCGCACUCCUACUUCAUCGCCCCGGAUAUCAAUGGACUGCCAACUAUCCCUGAGAGCAGGAACCUGACAGAGUACUUUGUGGCUGUGGACGUCAACAACAUGCUCCAGCUCUACGCCAGUAUGCUGCAUGAACGGCGCAUCAUCAUUACCUCAAGCAAGCUUAGCACUUUAACUGCAUGUGUCCAUGGUGCAGCUGCUCUGCUCUUUCCUAUGUACUGGCAGCACAUCUUCAUCCCUGUUCUGCCCUCGCAUCUUCUGGACUACUGUUGUGCCCCCAUGCCAUACUUUGUGGGAGUUCAUCUUAGUCUGCUGGAGAGAGUACGCAGUCGAUCACUGGAGGAUGUGGUCAUUCUGAAUGUGGACACCAACACCCUGGAGAGUCCCUUUGAUGACCUGCACAACCUGCCCAGUGACGUGGUGUCCUCUCUGAAAAGCAAGCUGAAGAAGCAGUCAACAGCAACAGGAUGUGGUGUGGCGAGGGCCUUCCUGAGAGUGCAGGCCGCUCUGUUUGGAUCCUAUCGAGAUGCCCUCAGAUAUAAACCUGGGGAGCCAAUCACUUUCUGCGAGGAGAGCUUUGUGAACCAUCGAUCGAGCACCAUGAGGAACUUCCUGUCCAUGGCCGUCAACCUGCAGCUCUUCAAACAGUUCAUCGACGGACGGCUGGCCAAAUUGAACGCAGGCCGCGGCUUCUCCGACGUGUUUGAAGAAGAGAUCACGGAGGGGGGCUUCUGUGGAAGUAAUUCAAGGUCUUACCAGCAAUGGAUGCAUACUGUGAAGAGAGGAGGAGCACUCAUCAACACAGCUGUGACUAAAGCCAAGAGUCAUGCCAAAAGGGGCAUCCGGGACAUUAAGGGCAGACUUAAAGCAAGGGAAGAAGAAGAAGAGGGGAUGAUGGUCUGUGCCGGGUCUCCCACCAGCACCAAGAGCCUGUCUCCACGGAGACUGCAGAAAUUGAGACGGCAAAACUACAACAAGUGUCCCAUGAGCAUGAGCCCUCGAGAUCUUGGCUACAGACUAGAUGAUGAUGAGCUGGACAGUGCAAGCAAGAUCUCCUCAGAGGACAGCGGGGAUGUCCCGUCGUACAUCGAGGACAGCGACGACUCCUACUCACUAGACCUCGACAUGGACUCCUCCCGCUCAGGCCAGAUGAACUUGCUGGAGGAAAUCCUGGACUCUCUGAACACCACAACAGUGGAGCAAGGCAAACUCAGCGCUGCCAAGAGCCUGGACUUCUUCAGGUCCAUGGAUGAUUUAGACUACAAGGCCCCGUGCAAGCCCUCACCUCCUAACCAAUCUCCAGCUGCAGAUGAGAGUGGCUGUGGUGGAGGCGGGGAUCAGGGCGGCUGGAAUAUGGGCCAGGAUGACAGCGCGGUCCAUGGAAAACACCUUCCCCCGUCCCCACGCAGACAGCCCAACAAGAGCAGCCUGAAGGUGUCAAAGAAACCUGCGACAGCUCCCACAGUGCCCAUCAUCACAGCUACUCCCCCAGCCCAGGAGGCUGAUAUCUCCUGGUCACAACAUCUUCAUCAGCUCAACUCCGACCCUCACCCUCUAUGUCCAGGGCGACAACCAGGAGACCGCUUCUCCUACUCGCCCUCAAUGUCCCAUAGAGUUACACCUAGGCCGCCAUCUCCCACUCUCUCUCACACCUACAGUUCUCCAGCAUCUGUUUCUCACCUAAACCAUUCUCCUCUACCAGCGGGCCGGUCUCGGACCAUCUCAGACCCCCAGGGCAACACAGAGCCAUCUCAGGGCCAGAACCAGACUGCCUCCACCAGCAUCCUGAGGAGGAAGGUACUGUCCAAGGAGACAGUGCGGCACUACCAGGAAAAGGCCCUCCACAGGCAGGGCAGCAAGGGCCGCCAAGAGGGUCAGGGGAGCCCGCCGAGGCACAGCCAGUCCGCUAUGCAGAUCCCGUGGGAGAAAGAGGUGUCCAAGGAGGGGCUCCUGGGACUCGGCCUGUGCCUGGGUCAGGGCAAAGGCUCCGGGGCAGCUGGGGUGCAGGAUCAAGGCCUCCUCGAGGAGAUUGAGUCCAUGUGUUGCCUCGGCUCAGUCUUACACACCAGCUUGCAGCUCUCACAGGUUCACUGCAACAACAGUCACCACCCGGUCCAGAGCAAAGCCACAGACGAGUCGUAGGGACGUCAAAGCCUCAGUGUCUGUAAAAUGCCAUAGGUUCUACUGAAAUCUAUUUACUGUAAUUAUUCUAUUACAAUUAGCCACAGUCUCAGAGAACAUGAUCUUUUUUUAUCUCAACACUCAGCUAUCAGGAAACAUGAAUAAAUUUGAUGUCAGACAAACACAGCCUCGAGAGCAGGAAACAGAAAGAGAUGAAUUUGUGCACUGCACAACUCUCCAUCUUUAAAUACAUUUCUGUGUAAAAUAGAGCCCUAAAAACCUUUUUUUUUAUCUUCAAACAAGUAAAGAAAUCUGCCAGUGUUGUUAGAAUAUAUUAACCUGUUUCCAUAAUAAAUGUGUUUCUUAAAAUUACCAUCUGUAUCUUGACACAUAUAGCAAUUUAAAAAACAAGGUUUUAAAAAGCAACAGUUAAAAUACAUUGCAAUAGAAACAUGUUACAUUAUCUCACUACAGUGGCAGAUUUUGUUCACUUCCGAUGCAAGAUAAGUACUUUUGCUCUGAGUGUAUUGGAUACUCUGAUGAAGUGACAUGGUAGUUUAUAAAGUUUUAAUUUCUUAAACCAAGUGAACUGGGAGAGUGGCACUUCAAAAACACAAACUGUGUGUUUUUUUGGAGAUGCUUCACUUGUUUUAGGAAAAUACGAUUUUAUAAACUCAAUUACACAUUUACAAAAAUAUCAAAGACUUAAUAAGGAGAUUGUUGCAGUGUUACUGCUGCUCGUUGUAGUAUUUCUGUCUGUCUCAAUGUAUGGAUAACAUGUAUUUACAUGUGUUGUAUUUUUCAUCUUGUAACAUAUUCACAAUGUAAUACCUGGAAAAAAAGACCCAUGAAUUACAUUUUGGGUAAGUAGCCAACUGUUAAUGGAGGAAUUUUCCAUCUUCACUUAGGAAAAGGAAUUAAAAAAAAAAAAAGGCUCAGUACUUUGUUAGGAUGAAGAAGGGAACAUAUCUUCUCCACACAUCAUUACGUCUUUUACUUGCAGUGUUCCAAACAUUUUACGUCACCAAGUUAAAUUUGCACAUGUUGUACUCAGUCUUGACCAUAUGGUACUAAAAUCAUUUGAGCAAAAAACGACAAAGUAAGACAAGAUUUUCCAGACGCAAAGUCCACACAGGCACACUUAUUAUACACUGUGUAAUAUUAAUGUUUUUAACACCAUGCCUUAAUGGACUUGUGAUUUGUUUUUGAUGUCUAAAUCUAUAGAUACCAUACAGGUACUUUCAGAUCUUAAAUGUAACAUUUAGUAGUGCUUUACUUUUUUUGUGUUCUACAGCACAGAGGAGAUAGGUCCGGCAAUGCGAGACUAGUAGUACUUAAACACUGUAAGCACUGUAUUUCUCUGGAUUAAUAUGGUGUGCUUAAGCUGCUGUUUUUGAAUAACAUUCCAGACAAUAAGAUGUGCAUGGAGAAACCUCUCUCUGUCUCUCUCCUCUUCCUCUGAAGAGACGCAAAUACAGUCAAAAGUUAAAGUGGACGAAUUGAAAAUGCCCCUGUCGAUGCUCCCUGUCCUGUUUCUUUCUCCACCAUCAUCACUUAUCCCCGCAUGUUGUCUCGCCUCAUUUUCAGCCUUGUAGUCCUUUCAGCACAUCGGACUUUCACUCUCGACCUUAAAAAUGGCGGACAGUUGUUUCAUAGCUAAUGUGGUUUGAAGUUGUUGGAAAAGGUGAACUUUUAAGGAUAAGGCUGGUGAAAUUUUAUGUUUUCCUAUUGUGAACAAAUCUCAUGAAACAAUGCAUUGUGUACCCUUCCCCAAACCUAUUCGUUCCUACAAAAAACAUGGUCACAAAUAUGUAGCUUCAGUUUAGCUGGGAACUGUAGUUUUUGAGUGAAUAGUGCAUUUGUUAGGGACAGAUUUCCUGUUUGUUGGAUAAAUUAAUUUUCUUUCUUUCGUAUUAUUUGUUCAUAUUAUGAAAAAUAUAUAAUAUCACCAGACUUAUCACAUAACUUUGUCUCCCUUUCUUUGGUCACAGGAGGUAAAUGCAAUAUCUGUCCUUCUAGGUUAGAGUCAUACACUGUAAUGGAAUGCAGUGGUUGAUGAUUGUACUGUUAUGAAGCAAUAUGGUUCUCCUCAGAGAGUAGCUACAUGGAUGUAAUGUGUACAGAGCCUAAAUUAUUUCUAUAACAGACUCUCCUGUGGAGAGAAAACGCAGUGUCCAGAGAUUGUGGGUUCCCAUCAUUCUCUGCGUCGCCACAAACCCGGAGAAAAGAAGAAAGCUUUUUCAUGUGCUUGUGUUGGCAUUAUUACAUUUAUGGUUCGUUGUUCUUAUGAUUUAUGCCAGACGCCAGUCGGUGUGGCAGUUUAAUAGCAGCUAUUUCUCCGCUUUUUGAGUGCUGCUCUGCGUUAACGAUUUGCUCAUAAAGUCUUUGGCGUGCUUCUAAAAGCCCAGGAAUCAGUCCUAGUAAUUCCAAAAAGGAGGAAAACCAGACUAGAACAAUCUCUGCACUGGCCUUAUUCAUUAUAAACACUUACAAAGCUUAUUUACUAUGCAAAUAUUUAUUCAAAAAAAGGUCAGUUCUUUAACAGUAAUUACAUCAUAAUGCAUGAUUCUACUUGAAAAAUAACAAUCAAUCUAGUUUCUAGUAGGAGUAAGCCUCAUGUGUCCCUAAAUGAAUAAAUAUGAAAGUCUAUUUAACUGUGUGUGAGCUGAGGUGUAUCUAUGACAGAAUUGUGUGUAUGGUGUGCCUUAUACAGUAAGAGUACCACCCAGUAUAAUCAGAACAAGGUACAGUAUUAUAGAAAGGAGGUGUAUGCAAUGUUUUCAGGCCACCUUAAAUCACAGACAUUGAGCAUUAUGGAAUUUAUAUGAUAAACAGACCUAAAAUGAACUUGGGUACUAGCAUUGUUUUUUUAUAGCUAUUUUGUUUUUCGGUUGCGGCUGCAGCCCAGCUGGAGUUACUCAGUGUUUUUCUUUGCUGUUGUUGGUCGGUGGGAAUCUUCCUGCCCGUAUUUAAUAGAAGAUUUUUGAAUUUCUCUGGGUUAUUUGACUUCUUGUAAAUUAGGUUCUUUCUUUGAUUGUACUAUGAGGUGAUUCCUUGUAUAGUUUGUUCUUUUUAUUUCUUUUUUAGUUUUCUCUCUUUUUUUACACAUUCUGAGUUAAUUGCAUUUAAAGAUGUUUCUCAGAGGAGUUUCUCUAGUUCAUUUAAUAUUGAUGAAAAAUUAUUUUCAACUAAAUAGACGUGUAUUUUUGCUGGCUUCAGUUUAUUUUACAUGGAUAAUAUAUGAUUGGUGUUGUAUGUUGUUUAAAAAAAAAAAAAAAAAAAAAAAAGAAGAAAAAAAAGAUGCCCUAUAUUUGAAUGUUUUAGAUUUUAUUUUUGGAAGAAAAUAUUAGAGAAUAUUAACAAAUGUCCCAUGUAGCCAUUUAUGUUCAGAAGCAUUUGACACCUUCUAAUCAAAAUAAGCAGAGACUGACACUUGCUCGUACACGAUACAAUGCUUAUUGUUGUAUCUGCAUGUAUGUGUUGUAUGCUAUGAUUUUUUUUGUUUUGUGGUCUAUUUUGUUGGUAUUAAUUAUUAUUUCAGUAUUUAGCGCUUCCAUCAAAUCAAGAAUGAUGGAAAAAACAUUGAGUCUCGCACAAUACACUCAUUCUGCCUUGCAUUGGGUAUUGUGGAGUUAAAUGUCAUCUGCCUUGCAUUUUAUGUAAAAGAAAACAGUUCUACUUUGGUUACUGGCUACUGUAAGUCUGACAAGUUUGUGGGAAGAAAUAUUUAAUAGUAACAAAGAAAUGUUUGCAGACCUGUGAUUGCUAAGGAUCACUGAAACUGCAAAUAAUAAAGUGUAAAGUAAUCAAUAAAUAUAAAAUAUAAUUGUCCUGAAAUUACAAAUUUGGAGUGAGUGGGGGGUGACAGAUUAUGUAGCAGCGUUUAGUGAGGUACUCUGGAGUGAGAACACUCAACUUAUAAAGAUAUUAACAUCACUUCCACUUAACCACACAUUAUAAGAAACAACAACAUAUUUUCAGUGUAGUGACAACUUGAGUUACAGUAAGCAACUUUCAGUCUUUUUUGGGUAUUGUAAUGAUGAUUAACUCUUCGGUCUGCCAUUAACUGAUUUUCUGAUUCUGUGCACACUUGCAUGUUCUCAUUGCAGAGAAAACUGUCUUAAACAACGGAGGUCAACCUAAUGUGCUAUUGAUGAGUAACUUGGUACAACUGCACACAAUGUAUGCACUGUGAACUGAAAAUAAAUUAUAAUGUUUCAUGCUUC